Ordospora pajunii is the source of this 2025-nucleotide messenger RNA. Its product is annotated as trehalase. Gene Ontology annotation, molecular function: alpha,alpha-trehalase activity. Gene Ontology annotation, biological process: trehalose catabolic process. The record is from RefSeq and is a predicted model, not a curated record. Lineage: Eukaryota; Fungi; Microsporidia; Ordosporidae. Bases 1 to 2025 code for a protein of 674 amino acids. The transcript has a single exon.
AUGGCCAAUAACGCUGAUCUGCUGGGCUUAGACAACAAAGGCCACGAGAACUAUGUGUACAAUACAUAUUCAAAUGAGUUUGUGCGUUCAGAUAUCGAGCACGGCGAUAAUGCAGAGAAUGAAUACAAUCACAGUAUAGAUGAUGCAAAGCCAUUUGCAUCUGAUGAUAGCACAGAUCGCUAUGGCGUAUCCAUCAGUAACAAAUUGCUUGAAGCGUCUUUUGAUUUCAACAUUACCAAGGACAGCAAGACACUUGUUGAUAAGCUGUUUUUGUUUCCUACAGAGCACAUCGAUGAAAUGAUUGGCAACGAAAAGUUUGAAACAGAACAGGAUUUCUGGCGGUUUGUCGACAAGGUGUCUUCGAAAUCGCAGGAGGACUUCAGAUUCGUCAAAGACAAUGGAAUAAACGACGGACCGUUCUGUAGUGCGCCUUCGUACAUCAAAAAGCUCGAGGAUGCACGUGCAAACAAUACAGAUGGCGACAAAAUGCUUGACAACUUGCUGAAGCUUUCAAAAAAGCUGAACGAGGCGUGGAAAGACAUAUAUGUUGUUCAGAACAAGGUAAAGCAAGGCCAUUACUCAACAAUGCUCAAGGUCAACAAUCCAUUCAUCAUUCCCGGGGACAGGUUCCGAGAAUGCUACUAUUGGGACGCAUACUGGAUACUUGAGGGGCUACUCAACAAUGGAAUGAACAAGACGGCAAUUGGAAUGGUUGAGAACUUCAUUGGGCUGAUCAGAAAGUACGGAUACAUUCCAAAUGGAUUGCGCUCAUACUACCUGAACAGAACACAGCCUCCAUACUUUCCCAUGAUGCUUUUUGCUUUGUAUAGAAACAUAGCAUGGGAAGACAUCAAGCAUGUGGUGAUUUCAGGCCUUGAGGCAGCCGUCGAGGAGCAUUCUUUCUUCAUGUCAAACAGGUCGAUUGAGGUCGAUGUAAAUGGCAGGCAUUUGCUCAACAUAUACAGGGUAAACUCUAAUACGCCACGCCCAGAAGCAUAUAGAGAGGACAGGCAGCUUGCACAAGAAAACAGCCGUAGAGAUCCAGAAAGUAGGCGAACAGAAAGCGAAACAUACACCGACAUCAAGUCCGCUGCUGAGUCAGGAUGGGACUUCUCAUCAAGGUGGCUUAAGCAAAUGUCUGAUCUAGCAUCAAUUCGCACAUCGAAGCGAAUUCCCGUUGACCUCAAUGCAAUCAUGUAUGCCAAUGAGCUAAUUAUUUCAAAGAUGCUUGAGAUUACUCAAGGCACAGACUCAUCAGAAGCUGCACGAUUCAAAGAUAUGAGUGCCAAACGGCUGCAGGCAAUCAACAACGUGCUUUGGAACAGUGCAGAGGGCAUCUGGAAUGACUACGACAUAGAAGACAGGAUGCAUACAUCAACCGGAUUCUAUGCUUCAAACCUUAUUCCACUGUGUUAUGGCAUACGCCCACCGGUAGAUACAGACACCACGGUUUAUGACAUCCUGGAGAAGUUUGCACACGAGAUAUUUGGAAACGAUGGAGGAAUGCCUGUCAGCGGCCCAGCACACAAAAACAGUCCCUUGCAGUGGGACUACCCGAAUGUAUGGCCUCCACUUGUUCACACCAUGGCGUUCUUCUUUGACCGCAUAGGCGAGCGAGAAAUGGCACUGCAUAUGGCUAGAGCGCUGGUUAGAAACAUUUCCAUCUCAACCUCGUUCCAAGACGAGAGGAAGCGAGGGAUAUUCGAAAAGUACGAUUGCACAAGAGCUGGCGAGCCAGGCGGAAAGGGCGAGUAUACACUACAGAGAGGAUUUGGAUGGACAAACGGCGCAGCAAUACACUUCAUAGAGCAUUUCUCAUCAGAAAUCAUCUCGAAAAAGCCUCAUGCUGAAUCAUAUAAAAACAUCCUGAGCAUCAUAAACGAAAAGAAAAGCACUAGACAAGUUCCUGCAAAGCACAAACCAGAGAACUGUCUUCUUCUGAAUGAGCAGCCUAUAGAUAUACAGACAAACUCAAAAUGCAGCACCCAGCAACCUUUAUCCACACCCAUCUAUGCUUCAAGUUGA